CCCAGAACAAUAUAAUUUCUAUUUUCUGAUUGGGAUCGCACCUCAAUCUCAGCUUCUUCUUACAACACAUGUAAAAUACAAACGCGAAUGGUAGGUGUCAAUGGUCAGCAGGUGCCUUCAUUGACUAAACUUUUCCACCGUUAAAUCAGUUUAUUCCAAUAUCUACCAUUCUGUUGUCGAUUCGAGACCCAGCAAAAACGUGGGUAUUAUAUUCCUAAAUUUAACCGAACGGCACGAAUGAUCUGGUUGUUUGGGAGACUACGAAACGUAAUGAUUCUGUUGGAGUUAGCAUUUGAAAUGAAAUGAUUUUUUACAGACGAAAAUUUCAGGUUUCCUGAUGGGGAUCUUCAAAUCAGAGUUGUGGAGUAUCUAGAUUUCUGAUGCCAACUUGCCACCGAAUCAGCAAAAUUAUCAGCGUAUAAUUAUAGAACGGGAAUUUUGUGCAUAACAGAGUAGAGAAGGGGAGGGCAGCUUUAUGGAUGUAAAUUGCGGCCGCAGUAUCUCAGCAUGGUUCAGGAUAUGUUUUCUAAGGGCUUAGUUGGAUCAUUGCUCUUCAUGUAUUUAUUUGGGGCAUUGGCAUUAUCUGAAAAUGGGGUUUCUGUAUUUAACCGCACGGGUAGUAGCAUAAUGUUGGAGUCUCCAGCACCUUCCGAGGUUCCCCCGGGAGAGGGGACGUGGUACGGGAAUAUACAGUAUCUUCUGAACAUCUCAGCUAUUGGAGCAGUGUGCUGUCUGCUUCUAUUUUUAUGUGUGAAAUUAAGAAGCGAUCACAAAUUGCCCGGACUUUCUAGCUUAGCUACCAAAUUGUUGGCUGUGUGGCAUACAACAGGUCAGCAAAUCGCCCGCACUUGUGGUGCGAAUCCAGCACAGUUUCUUUAUGUGGAGGGUGGAAGUUUUGUUGCUCUUGCCGUUAUUUGCUUCUUGGCAAUCUGUGGUAUCCUGCCUCUGAACCUCUAUGGAGGAACAGUGGCCAUGGAGGAUCAGUUCUCUAAAACUACAAUCAGCCAUAUUGAGAAAGGGUCUCCUCUACUGUGGAUGCAUGUAUUAUUUAUGGUUAUUGUAGUUUGUGUGGUUCAUUUCUGUAUCAAAGCUCUAGAAGAGAGGUUGAACAUGACGAGAUUUCAUGAUGGAAAUUUCUCAAUUGAUUCAGUCUCUGUUUACACCCUUAUGAUUCAAGGGAUUCCAAAGACACUGAGCAUUGACAAGAGAGCCAUUCAGGAAUACUUUGAACAUCGCUACCCUGGAAAGGUUUAUAGAGUCGUAGUCCCUCCAGACUUGGCUUCUCUAGAUGAUCUUGCACAAGAACUGGUAAAAGUUAGGGAUGACAUUGCAUGGUUGCAGGCUCGCAUUGAUGGUAGAGAAAUUUCAGAGGAGCGUGACAUUUUUUUAUAUUUCUAUGAGCAAGAUGAAGCAGCCUACAAUGACCUUUCUGUUGAAGAGCGACAUCAUGGUUCAUGUUUUGCCAGAUUGAAGUAUGAAUGGAGGCAGUUUGUUAUAAUAUUAAAAAGGUUUAAGGAGUGGGCUGCUUUCCAUCUGGGUUUUACUGAUGAAGAGAGAUUAAGGAAACUUGAAGCUCACCGUGCAGAACUUGAAAGCAACCUGGCAGUUUUUAAAGAUGGGCGAGCUCAGGGCGCUGGGGUUGCAUUUGUCAUCUUCAAAGACAUCUAUACUGCAAAUAAGGCCCUUCAGGAUGCCAGAACUGAGAAAAAGAGACCACGAAUUGGAAAGUUUGUUUCUAUUAUGGAGUUGCAGCUUGAAAAAAGCCGCUGGAAGGUAGAGAGAGCCCCACCAGCUGCUGACAUAUAUUGGCGUCAUUUGGGUACCAGCAAAAUUUCAAGGAAAAUUCGCAGGGUGAUUGUGAAUGCUAGCCUUCUUGUAUUACUAUUAUUUUUCAGCUCACCUCUUGCAAUAAUAACUGCAUUACAGAGUGCUGGACGAAUUAUUGACGCAGAGGCAAUGGACAAUGCAGCAUCGUGGUUGGCUUGGGUGCAGAGCUCAAGCUGGGCUGCAGCUCUGAUUUUCCAGUUCUUACCAAAUGUGCUAAUUUUUGUAAGCAUGUACAUAGUUAUUCCUGCAGCUCUAUCAUCACUUUCCAAGAUUGAAAGCCAUUUGACUGUCUCAGGAGAGCAUCAGGCUGUAUUUGUAAAAACAUUUUGCUUUUUCCUUGUUAAUUUGAUUUUUCUACGAGUACUGGUGGAGUCAUCCUUGGAGGGUGCUCUUCUCCGGAUGGGUCAAUGUUAUAUGGAUGGCAAUGACUGCAAGAAGAUUGAGGAGUAUAUGAGUGCAUCUUUUUUGACCAGGUCCUGUCUAUCUUCUCUUGCUUUUCUGAUUACAAGCACGUUCUUGGGAAUAUCUUUUGAUUUGUUAGCUCCAAUUCCUUGGAUAAAGAAAAAACUGCGAAAGUUCGGAAAGAAUGGUUUGCUGCAGUCAACACAUGAAGAAACUGAGGUGUAUGCCGCAGAGAGUCAAGAGGACAAUUUGGAAGCAUCUCUGUUAUCACAAAGCUACUUCAGUUUUGAUGAUGAAGAUACUGGCUCAACGCAAAGGGAUGGUGUAAAUGGGCUUGAUCUUCAGGGAGGAGAUCUAUCAGUCUAUCCAAUUAACAAAACAGACCACCAUCCGAUGAUUCAAACUUUUGAUUUUGCGCAGUAUUAUGCAUUUAAUCUUACAAUCUUUGCGCUAACCCUAAUUUAUUCUGCCUUCGCACCGCUUGUUCUACCUGUAGGUGCAUGUUACUUUGGAUAUCGGUAUGUGGUGGACAAAUACAAUUUUCUCUUUGUGUAUCGUGUUCAUGGACUACCAGCAGGCAAUGAUGGAAAGCUCAUGACAACUGUACUGAGAAUAAUGCGACUGUGUGUGAUUCUAUUCCUGCUAUCUAUGCUAUUCUUCUUCUCAGUCAGAGGAGAUUCCGGGAAGCUGCAAUUUCUGUGUACUUUUGUGACGAUUAUAUUUUAUUGUUUUAAAUGUGGCUUUGAUAAAUUAAUCUCCUCAACAAAAACCAGUUUUCCACCACAUAUACUGGAGGGCGUACGGACCAUUGACAGUAUUGUUGAUGGACCUACUGAGUAUGAGGUGUAUGCACAGCCAAAGUAUGAUUGGGAUGUUUCUUCUAUUUGAUUCUUUUGAUUGAGCAUCCGUUUUGAUUGA
Cryptomeria japonica (Japanese cedar) is the source of this 3147-nucleotide messenger RNA. RefSeq names its product CSC1-like protein At4g35870. NCBI's taxonomy places the organism in Eukaryota, Viridiplantae, Streptophyta, Pinopsida, Cupressales, Cupressaceae. Bases 508 to 3117 code for a protein of 869 amino acids. Gene Ontology annotation, cellular component: plasma membrane. The transcript has 2 exons. Gene Ontology annotation, molecular function: calcium-activated cation channel activity. The record is from RefSeq and is a predicted model, not a curated record.